GAAACAGCUGUUGCUUGACGUAUUCAUUGAGAAGUUUACAUUAUUUCGUACUUAUAGCUAAUGUUAUAUUUAUUUGUAUUCAUUUUGUAAAGUGCGAUUAAUUUACGACGAUAUGACUGCAAAUCCAAAUGAAAUGGAAAUGUUGCGCAAAGCAAUAAGAUUACUACACUCACCUCAUCCAAAUUCUGCGGUUGAGCUAAGGUUAAUGCUGGAUGAAGCUAUAAAACAACGUUUUGGCCCGGAGCUUAUGAUAUCGAAUAAUAUGAGCAAAAGUCUAAUGGAACUGGAAGCUAACUUUCCAGGUCGUGCCGCAACACCGCCACCUCCUCCCGAACAUCCAACGACAAUGGAUCAAGACCCCACUGUAGAUGAAGUUAUUAAUUUAACUGGUUCUCCUGCGAAGACCAUAUCCGAUUCUCCAGAUACUAUAAUUGACUCUGAUGAUGGCGCAAAUAUUGGCGGAGCAAUGCUUGGAGGCGGCGAUGAGGAUGUUAAUCUAAAGGAGUUUGGCGAUUUAAAUUGUGCUGUUUGUGGUGAAAUGGUUUUUACUGCUACAAAUCGCUUAAUCGAAUGUUCAAAUUGUGGUACACUUUACCACCAAGAAUGCCACAAACCACCUAUCACUGAUGAAGAAGCCUCCGAAGGUCAAGAGCACAAUUGGCAAUGUGAUAAUUGUCUUAAUAAGCCUUCUACUAGUAAGGCAGCGGGGGUUGUUAUUGAAGAACCAAUCUCAUUAAUAUCGAAGACAAAGUCAUCAGCUACAUCUUCACGUUCCUCAUCGACAUCAAACUCGUCCUCGCCUUUUGCAAUCAUACAGGCAGAAACACCUACAUCCACUUCAGCUGUUCCAUCUGUACAAGUGCCGACAAUGUCCACAAGUAGGCAUCAUCAUCAUAAAAGCUCCCGGUCUCAUAAGGAAGACCGUCCUUCUUCUAGUAGUUCAAAGACUGUAACAUCAACCAGUGCCGUCAAUCCAACUUUCAAUGUCGUCAGUGCAAGUGAGAAGAGCUCUUCACAUUCGUCAAAGAAGUCAUCGUCGCACUCUUCUUCAUCCAGUAAAUCAUCGUCAUCGAAGUCGUCCUCAAAACACCAUGACAGUAAUAAGCGUAAAGCAAAGUAAACUUAAAAAUAUAAUUACAUAUCCGUUUCAUAUUAUUUCAAAUAACAGCAUAAGUAAAGUAUUUUUUUUUUUUUUUUUU
Bactrocera dorsalis (oriental fruit fly) is the source of this 1199-nucleotide messenger RNA. It is a transcript of the gene IntS12, whose product is annotated as integrator complex subunit 12. The record is from RefSeq and is a predicted model, not a curated record. Bases 113 to 1120 code for a protein of 335 amino acids. The transcript has a single exon. Lineage: Eukaryota; Metazoa; Arthropoda; Insecta; Diptera; Tephritidae.